AUAUCUAUCUACUACGUCUGCGGGUAUGAGGUUUUUCGGUAGAAGAAGUGAAGUAAAAGCAGUUCACGAGCUCUCACCGGCUCUGCAACUCUUCAUUGUUUCAAGGAGCACUACUGAAAAGAAGAAAAGGAUUGAAGAAGAAGCGAAUUUGGUCGAGUCCGAUAAUGUGAACUAUUUGGUUGGAGAAGAAGGCAGAGUUUCCAAUGGACCGAUCGCAAGUUACUGUUGGUCCUGGCAUGGAUUUGCCGAUAAUGCACGACAGCGAUCGGUAUGAGCUCGUUAAAGAUAUCGGUGCGGGGAAUUUCGGUGUGGCAAGGUUGAUGAGAGAUAAGCAGACUAAAGAGCUUGUGGCUGUCAAGUAUAUUGAGCGUGGGGAGAAGAUUGAUGAAAAUGUACAAAGAGAAAUUAUCAAUCACAGAUCACUGAGGCACCCCAAUAUUGUUAGGUUCAAAGAGGUCAUAUUAACACCCACCCAUCUGGCCAUUGUGAUGGAAUAUGCGUCUGGUGGAGAGCUGUUUGAGCGUAUAUGCAAUGCAGGCCGGUUCAGUGAGGAUGAGGCCCGUUUCUUCUUCCAGCAGCUUAUAUCAGGAGUCAGCUAUUGUCACUCUAUGCAAGUAUGUCACCGAGACUUGAAGUUGGAAAACACACUCUUGGAUGGAAGUCCCGCUCCUCGUUUAAAGAUAUGUGAUUUUGGCUACUCUAAGUCAUCAGUGCUUCAUUCACAACCAAAGUCUACUGUUGGAACCCCUGCAUACAUUGCUCCAGAAGUUCUACUGAAGAAAGAGUAUGACGGCAAGAUUGCAGAUGUGUGGUCAUGUGGGGUAACACUUUAUGUGAUGCUGGUGGGUGCUUACCCUUUUGAGGAUCCUGCGGAGCCGAAGAACUUCCGGAAGACAAUACAGCGAAUAUUGAAUGUCCAGUAUUCAAUUCCUGACUAUGUUCACAUAUCUCCUGAGUGUCGCCACCUGAUCUCAAGGAUCUUUGUUGCCAACCCAGGAACGAGAAUAACCAUUCCUGAGAUCCGGAACCACGAGUGGUUUCUAAAGAACCUUCCUGCAGACCUUGUGCAUGAGAACACAAUGAACAACCAGUCUGAAGAACCUGAUGAACCUAUGCAGAGUGUCGAUGAGAUCAUGCAGAUCAUAGCCGAGGCUACCAUACCUCCUGCCGGAACUCAUGGCCUCAAUCAGUUUCUAACUGACAGCCUUGAUCUUGAUGACGAUGACAUGGACUUGGAGUCUGAUCCUGAUAUUGAUGUAGACAGCAGUGGGGAGAUAGUGUAUGCAAUAUGAUCAGCAGCAAUGCGUUUGUGGUUUCAACACUAGCCUCUGUGGCAAAGCUCACUACAUUCAUUCUGGGCAACAUUUGAAGGUUUGGGGAAAGUGAAGUCUGUGAGAAUGAUCAAUGUGUAGCUGCUAAAUUGGUAAGAAGGAAAGUAGGUCCCUCAUGCUAUGCCAGGAAUUAGUGGUUUUGGGGAGGAUGAGAUUCUGGAUCUGAAAAUUUGACAGUCCAUAUGAGAACCAAUCCCUCCCCCAUUGUUAGCCUGUUUAUUAGUUUUGUGUUCUAGUGAUGUGCUUUGCUUUCGCUUUCUUUUGCCAUUUCCUAUUGGGAAUGUUUGUACUUUAUUACAACCACCAAACAUUUGCUUCAAGCAUGAUGUUCUUUCCUUGUAUUCA
Messenger RNA from Macadamia integrifolia, 1676 nucleotides. Its product is annotated as serine/threonine-protein kinase SAPK10. The coding region runs from base 204 to 1292 and encodes 362 amino acids. NCBI's taxonomy places the organism in Eukaryota, Viridiplantae, Streptophyta, Magnoliopsida, Proteales, Proteaceae. The record is from RefSeq and is a predicted model, not a curated record. The transcript is spliced from 10 exons. Gene Ontology annotation, cellular component: nucleus. Gene Ontology annotation, molecular function: protein serine/threonine kinase activity; ATP binding. Gene Ontology annotation, biological process: intracellular signal transduction; protein phosphorylation.